CCUGCGGGCGGUGACCGGAGCAGAACGUUGGAGGGAAAGAGGUGGAAUUGCCACCCGCGCCGGCCGGGUUAUGAACGGGUUGCCGUCAGCCGAGGCGCCGGGCGGCGCGGGUUGCGCCCUGGCCGGGCUCCCGCCGCUGCCGCGCGGCCUCAGCGGCCUCCUUAACGCGAGCGGGGGCUCGUGGCGGGAGCUGGAGCGCAUCUACAGCCAGCGUAGCCGCAUCCAUGACGAACUGAGCCGUGCCGCCCGCGCUCCGGACGGGCCCCGCCACGCUGCCGGUGCCGCCAGCUCGGGGCCUGCCGCCGGCCCACGCCGCCCAGUCAAUCUCGACUCUGCGCUAGCCGCGCUACGCAAGGAGAUGGUGGGGCUGCGGCAGCUGGACAUGUCCCUACUGUGCCAGCUGUGGGGCCUGUAUGAGUCGAUCCAGGACUACAAGCACCUGUGUCAAGACCUGAGUUUAUGCCAGGACCUGUCAUCCUCACUGCACUCGGACAGCUCCUACCCACCUGACGGCGGCCUGUCUGAUGAUGAGGAGCCUCCCGAUGCCAGCCUGCCCCCUGACCCACCACCCCUCACUGUGCCCCACACACACAAUGCCCGAGACCAGUGGCUGCAGGACGCCUUCCACAUCAGCCUCUGAAGAGCUGGGUGGGUGGGAGCGUACCCUGUGAAAGGCUCAGCUUGCCUGUCGGCAAGUCCUCAGACGACAGUGCCUGCUCUUCUACCUGUACCACCUCACUCACCUCAAGAGAGCAAGGCGUGCUCCUCUCAGGCAGAGCUGCCAAGCCCUCUCCUGGUUAGCUGGCACUGGGUGGGCACCUAGGUUGCAGCCUCUACCCACCACACUUCUCACAUGUGUGCACCCCCCAGCUUGACCAACCCUCAGUCUGACGGUGGGACCCAAUGCAUCUUGCACUCCCCCUGGCAUCUCUGGGAUUGGGGUGAGUGCCUAGCUCCCAUCUCUUUUUCACCUUUUGCUGCUAUUGGCAGCUGCUGGCUCAGGGGCAUCCCACCUGUGGUCCCAGGGUCUCACUGCCAUGGACAAGAGCUCCAGGACCCGUCCCUCUAACCACCCACGGCCAGGAAGGAAGGCUAAGGCCCCAUGCUGGAUAUUUAAGUUUAGGGGCCAGUUCUUGGGCGUGUAGAUAAAUAAAUACUCUCUCAGCGUCAUUGUGUUCUGACUGCCUGGCUUUGGGGCGGGAAAACGGCGGUUCCGUCCAAGUGCAGCCCGUGUUUCGCCAGCAGGUGGCGCUUGGGACUCCCAAUUGAAAAUCAUAACCCGGACAGGGUGCGAAUCCUCCCUCUCCUGGGUGGGGUUUGGAGUUUUCCAGGCUGGCGGGACCUGGCUCAGCAGCUGUGUGACU
Castor canadensis (American beaver) is the source of this 1364-nucleotide messenger RNA. RefSeq names its product family with sequence similarity 89 member B (gene Fam89b). Lineage: Eukaryota; Metazoa; Chordata; Mammalia; Rodentia; Castoridae. The record is from RefSeq and is a predicted model, not a curated record. Gene Ontology annotation, biological process: negative regulation of transforming growth factor beta receptor signaling pathway; negative regulation of SMAD protein signal transduction; establishment of cell polarity. Gene Ontology annotation, cellular component: cytoplasm; lamellipodium. Gene Ontology annotation, molecular function: transcription corepressor binding.